UUAUAGACUCCGGAACAUUGGCUAGAAAAGUCCAUUACGUGUUAGCAGAGAAUAUAUCACAUUAUAAGAGUAUUGCAGGAAUCAUUGUUAUUCACCGAACUGCAACAGACGGACAAGGCGGUAGCAACAGUGCAUUCUAAGACUUAGAACUUGCCUGUAGGUGGGGAGGAAGUACUGGGCACAAGACUGAAAUAUUUCUACCUUACACCAACGAGUCAAUUACAAAAGAGAAAGGAAAAUAUGCCUAUUUAUUUGGACUCGUCAAAUUAUUCUUACACCUCGGAACAUUUCGUAUCCGAACAUUUGGAUUGUUACAAUAUUUCGGAGAAAGACAGAGUGCGUUAUUUCAGCUUGGGAACCAGAAUAUUUUUUGGAGCAUGGCUCGUGCUGAUUGCAUUUGGGGCAGUUGUCGGGAAUGUGUUGGUGAUAGUAGUGAUAUUGGUGAAUCGUUAUAGACUUGGAAUAAAGAAAGGGACAGGGACAAACUACUUUCUUAUGAGCCUUGCUAUUGCCGACAUGAUGGUCGGGUUAUUCGUUGUGCCUCAGGCUUUACACACCUUUUUACGCGAGUGUUGGGGAUUCGGUUCUCUCAUGUGUUUACUUACGACGUCAUGUAUUUCCGUUAUAGUGUCGACGUCUAUCCAUACACUUAUGUAUCUAGCGAUAUUUAAGUACAUAAACAUCAAACGAUGUGCGGAGACGAUAAAUUAUAAACCUAUCACUCGUUGUGUUAGAAAUCUUAUGAUAAUAUUGCCAUAUAUUUGGGGGCUGAUCCUCGCAGUUCUGGCUACAAAGUUUCUGUCGAGCGUUAAACUCAAACCAAAGACAAUCCAGUGCGGUCCGGAAUAUCCAAGCUCUGGAGAAACUCGACUGUAUAUCCUACACGUGGCCAAUCAAUUUCUGAACAUCAUACUUCCAACAGUUAUCAUAAUUUUCACCUACCUAAAAAUCUACAGUAUUAUCAAACGGGACGCCUGGUUGAGAGAUAACUCAAUGCGGACACCUGAAUCUGAAAUACUUAAAACAUUUUUCAUCGUUCUUGUGUGUUUCCUGUUGUGUUGGUCUCCAUAUUUUGUCUACACGAACUACGUCACAAUAAUUCCUAACAAACACGACAUUCCAGUCCACUUCAACCUCGUGGCAUUUUGUUUUGGCUACACCAACAGUGCGUGCAAUCCCAUCAUAUAUGCCUGGCGGUUUUCUGAGUUCCGGGUAGGUUAUCAGUACAUUCUACACCGGAACAGACGACGAAGCUCCGCAGCCCUCAGCCUGUCACAGUCAGUGAUACGACCAAGCUCAUAGAACGACGGAAUAUGUACACUGAAUUAAUACCAUAAAGGAGUAUCAAAUUAAAAUCCCCAGCUGUUGUAAUACAUAUUGCAAAAAAAAUAUCAAUGUGGUUUCAUUGUGCAUUGUUUAUAAGCUGUAAUGUAUAGUCAUAUGCUUGUUUUGAGCUGGGUGUGAACAUUUUUCCAUUCGAACACAUGUCAACUUAGAAAUAUAUUUUCUUCAUAUUUAUCUCCUUUAUGCACACCUAUAGGAUGUCUGGUGCGAAGUAAUAUUUUUAUGUUUUUGAAAUUUGGUUAGUUUUAUGCGGGUAAUUUGAAUGCCCUGUUCCUUGCCAAUACAAAUAUUUUAACAAAAACAGUUUCAUCAAUGUUAUGAUGAGGAUUAUAUAUGAUGCAAAUGUAAUUUGCGAUAUAUAUUAAUGGCCCAUCAGUUUUUCGCUUGUGAACUUUGUCAUUUCCUGAUCCAUGCUAACUAUUGUCACAUGUCAUGCAAGCAAGGAUGCAAUAAUGCAUAAAGUACUCAUACCAUCAGAGGUCUGUAUUAAUUGAAGUAUCAUAAAAAUGAUUAAUAUUCCAUAUUAAACU
Pecten maximus is the source of this 1874-nucleotide messenger RNA. RefSeq names its product beta-2 adrenergic receptor-like. Gene Ontology annotation, cellular component: membrane; dendrite. The coding region runs from base 241 to 1302 and encodes 353 amino acids. NCBI's taxonomy places the organism in Eukaryota, Metazoa, Mollusca, Bivalvia, Pectinida, Pectinidae. Gene Ontology annotation, biological process: chemical synaptic transmission; G protein-coupled receptor signaling pathway, coupled to cyclic nucleotide second messenger. Gene Ontology annotation, molecular function: G protein-coupled serotonin receptor activity; neurotransmitter receptor activity. The record is from RefSeq and is a predicted model, not a curated record. The transcript has 3 exons.